UUGUAUUUUACAUGGUAUACAGAGCAAGGUUCUUCCCCAACAUCUAGCGAAACAAAAAAACUCAUCUAUCGCCAUGGCCUCCACCUCGGGCGUUGCUUCCCUCAACCUGGGCGCACCUCCAACCGAGAAGCUAACAAGGGGGAACUACCUCCUUUGAAAGGCCCAAGUAAUGCCGGCCCUGCGAGGUGCGCAGGUGACCGGUCUCUUGGAUGGCAGUGACGCCGCACCACCAAAGACGGUGGAGAUCGCUCAAGCGGACAAGACCACGGCAACAGGGCCCAAUCCCUUGUAUGGUCCGUGGCUGGCAAAGGAUCAGCAGGUUCUAAGCUACCUGUUGAACUCGCUAUCGCAAGAAAUUCUUGCACAGGUCAUCGGUAAGGAGAACACCUUCGACCUUUGGACAGCUCUUACGACUCUGUUCGCCUCGCAGUCACAGUCUCGAAUAACCAAUCUGAGGAUCGCCAUCGCCAACACAAAGAAGGGAAACAUGUCGAGCAACACCUUCAUGGCCAAGAUGAAGAGCCUCGGCGAUGAACUCGCUGCGGCUGGCCGUCCGGUGAGCGAUCCAGAGAUGGUCGACUACAUCCUUGCCGGGCUCGAUCGAGACUAUGAUCCCAUCGUUGCAGCAGUUGGCGCCAUCAAGAACUCCAUCACCGUCGACGAUCUCUUCGCGCAGAUAUGUGCUUUUGAUCAAAGGAUGGAGAUGCUCGGCGAUGGGCCAUCCGGCUUCUGCUCAUCUGUUAACGCUGUCUACAGGGGGCGUGGUCAGUCUCGUCCCAGAGGCGGCCGUGGGCGAGGGAACAGGGGGCGCGGCCGUGGCAAUCGCGCCUCUCCCUCUCCUACUCGUGGCGGUGGCAGAGGUGGCUAUCAACAACGCCCGCGUCCGCAACCACAAUAGCAACAGCAACAAGAAGGGGACUAUCCCGAAUGUCAGAUCUGCUACAAAUUCCAUGCUGGUGGUGCAAGAGCUUGCUGGCAUCGGUAUGACGAGGACCAGGAAGAAAAGAAGGCGGCAAAUCUCAUCACCAACUCCUACGGGAUUGACACGAACUGGUAUGCAGAUUCAGGCGCCACCGAGCACAUCACGGGCGAACUCGACAAGUUGACAAUGCGAGAAAGAUACCACGGAGGUGACCAAGUGCACACGGCAAGUGGAAAGGGAUUUGGCAACGAGGAGACUAAUUCUUAGAGGAAAAUGCGAGGAAGGUCUCUACCUGCUCAUAUCAUCAGUUUCUUCAUCAUCAAAUAAACAAGCAUGGAGUGUCACCAAACCAUCAUCGGCAAAGUGGCAUCAUCGUCUGGGUCAUCCUUCUUCAACUAUCGUUCAACAUGUUCUUAGUAGAAAUAAACUUCCUUAUGAGUCUAGUGUUGAGUCAGUUUGUGAUGCGUGUCAACAAGCUAAGAGUCAUCA
Messenger RNA from Triticum aestivum (bread wheat), 1411 nucleotides. RefSeq lists its product as uncharacterized. Lineage: Eukaryota; Viridiplantae; Streptophyta; Magnoliopsida; Poales; Poaceae. The coding region runs from base 170 to 898 and encodes 242 amino acids. The record is from RefSeq and is a predicted model, not a curated record. The transcript is spliced from 2 exons.